This is a messenger RNA of Carassius gibelio (silver crucian carp), 1231 nucleotides long. Its product is annotated as peptidase inhibitor 15-A. The coding region runs from base 215 to 997 and encodes 260 amino acids. Lineage: Eukaryota; Metazoa; Chordata; Actinopteri; Cypriniformes; Cyprinidae. The record is from RefSeq and is a predicted model, not a curated record. The transcript is spliced from 6 exons. Gene Ontology annotation, cellular component: extracellular region.
GUACCUCAGCCGUAUAUAUAAACCCGCAGCGCUUCUCAGCAGGGAGAGGGAGAGAGAAAGAGCUCUCGAGUUCACAAAGAAUCAAACCAAAGCUGCUGCUGGACAGACUCGGGCAACAGGGAGACGUGUUUAUAUCCACAGGCUACUUUAUCAUCUCAGAGAAGAUUCUGCAAAAGGAAAAAAAAAACCUCUCACAAUAUCCCAGCCAUCAAUCAUGAAUGAAAACUGCUUGGCUGUCAACAUUCUGCUCUUGUAUAUAUCCUGUGGAGCAAGUGCACUGGCAGCCUUCAGUCCCACUGCCUCUUCAUCUCUGCCAGCAACCAAUUUCACUGAUAUUGGCUCUGUGCCUUCAAAAUAUCUCACAGAGGCCACAAACCUCCCCAAAUCCAGACGGAAACGUUAUAUUUCCCAGAACGAUAUGCUUACUAUACUUGAUUACCAUAAUAAAGUCAGAGGGAAAGUUUUUCCCCCAGCCUCAAACAUGGAAUAUUUGGUCUGGGAUGACACUCUUGCAAAGACAGCUGAGCAGUGGGCGUCCACGUGUAUUUGGGAGCAUGGUCCUCGCAGUCUUCUUAGAUUUCUGGGUCAGAACCUUUCAGUCCGAACAGGAAGAUACAGGUCCAUUUUACAGCUGGUAAAGCCCUGGUAUGAUGAAGUGAAGGACUAUUCUUUUCCCUAUCCUCGAGACUGCAAUCCCAGAUGUCCCCUUAAGUGCUCUGGGCCUAUGUGCACUCAUUAUACACAAAUGGUGUGGGCAACCUCAAAUAAAGUAGGAUGUGCAAUCAACACAUGUCAUAAUAUGAAUGUUUGGGGUUCUGUAUGGAAGAGGGCAACAUACUUGGUGUGCAACUAUUCUCCAAAGGGGAACUGGAUUGGUGAGGCCCCAUAUAAAGUAGGUGUCCCUUGCUCCAUGUGCCCUCCGAGCUAUGGAGGAUCAUGCAGUAACAACAUGUGCUUUCCUGCUGUGAACUCAAAUUAUCUGCACUGGUUCAAAUAAACACAGACAGACAGAAUGCACAUGCCCCAUCGCAUAGACACUGUCCCUAAUGGGAAUUUGCACAACAUUCCUGUAUCACCCUGUUUUAUUUUUUAUAUAUAUGGGUCAUAUAGGACCAUGGGUUGCAAGGCAGCAAUUUUUUAAAAGACAUGUAAAUAACUUAUUUUUCAAUGUCUAUACCAUGUAUUGAUAAUUAUAUUGUUUUGUGUAUAAACCCAAUGGUUUAUUUCCUGA